UUUGCCAUUUUCAUUCUGACGUCUUCCCCAAAAGGCAGGGGGUGGGGACCCCAGCCCUAGGUGGUGACGUUGGGGGCUGGCCCAGGCCUGGGGAGUGGAGGAGACUCGCUACCAGGCUUCCUGUCUCUCCCUCUAAGCGUAUCUCUGUCUGCAGAAGUAACAGGCACCCUCCCCAGUGGGCUUCUGCUCCCAACCCUCACAGAGACACACCUGCGCUAGAAGCAGAAAGGAAGAGAGACCCAGGCUGGGAGGCCAAAGGCUCAGGUCCUUGCCUGCCUCAGCAAAGCCAAAAUGGGCCCGGGGACCUCUCUUAGGCACCUGUUCUUGGUGCUGCAACUGGUGAUGCUCCCGGCUGGCACUCAGGGAAAAGCAGUGGUGCUGGGUAAGGCAGGAGGCCAGGCAGAGCUGCCCUGCCAGGCUUCCCAGAAGAAGAACAUAGUCUUCAGCUGGAAAGAUUCUUCCCAGUCCAAGAUUCUGGGGAGUCAUAACUCCUUCUUGCACAAAGGUAACACUGAACUGAGCCGUCGAGUGGAAUCCAAAAGAAACCUGUGGGACCAAGGAUCCUUUCCUCUGAUCAUCAAGAACCUCCAAGUAACUGACUCGGGGACUUAUACCUGUGAAGUGGAUAGCAAGAAGCUCGAGGUGGAACUGAAGGUGUUCGGACUGACUGCCAGCUCGGACACCCGUCUACUGCUGGGACAGAGCCUGACCUUGACUUUGGAGAGUCCCUCUGGGAGCAACCCUUCUGUGCAGUGGAAGGGUCCAGGGAAUAAUAGGAAGGAAGAACUCAAGAGCCUGUCACUGGCCCAGGUGGGGCUGCAGGACAGUGGUACCUGGACGUGCACUAUCUCCCAGAGCCAGCAGACACUGGAGAUCAAAAUACCCAUCGUGGUGCUGGCCUUCCAGAAGGCCCCCGAAACAGUCUAUGUGAAGGAGGGGGAGCAGGCGGAGUUUUCCUUCCCACUCACCUUCGAGGAUGAAAAUCUGAGUGGGGAGCUGACUUGGCAGCAGGCGAACAAGGAUUCUUCCUCCCAAUCCUGGGUCACCUUCACCCUGAGGAACAGAGAGGUGAAGGUGAACAAGACUCACAAGGACCUCAAGCUCCGUGUGGAGGAGAGGCUACCGCUGCGUCUCACUCUGCUGCGGACCUUGCCUCAGUACGCGGGUUCUGGAACCCUGACCCUGGAUCUCUCCAAGGGGAAGCUGCAUCAGAAAGUGAACCUCGUGGUGAUGAGAGUGACUAAGUCCCCAAACAGUCUGACCUGUGAGGUGCUGGGGCCCAGCCCCCCAAGGCUGACCCUGAACUUGAAGCUGGGGAACCAGAGUAUGAAGAGCUCAAAUCAGCCAAAGUUGGUGACAGAGCCGGAACCCAAGGCUGGGAUGUGGCAGUGUCUGCUGAGUGACCAGGGCAAAGUCCUGCUGGAAUCCAAGAUCGAGGUCUUGCCGUCAGAGUUCAUCCAGGCCUGGCCGAUGCUCCUGCCCAUGGUGUUGGGGGGAAUCGCAGGCCUAGCGCUUCUCACUGGCUCCUGCAUCUUCUGUGUUAAAUGCUGGCACCGCAGGCGCCAGGCAGAACGGAUGUCUCAAAUCAAGAGGCUCCUCAGUGAGAAGAAGACCUGCCAGUGCCCCCACCGUCUCCAGAAGACCCACAGUCUCACCUGAGGCACUGACCAGGAGGAGUUUCUCACCUGCAAGCUCCCCACCAGGCUCCGCCACCCCCCAACCCUACCUCCGCUGCAUCUCCUAUUGGGCCCCUGGGCCUGGGGACCAGAUGAAUGUAGCUGGGGCCUGUGGCCGCCUCCCGCCCUUCUGGUCGAGGGGGCCUGGGGUCUGCUCUUCCAGAUGCUCUCCUCCUCUUCCCCGUUUUCUUUCUACUUCAGCCCUAACCCUUCUCUGAUGACUUCUCUCUUGACUCUCUCCCUCACCACUGGCUCGGAUCCCGGGCAGCACGAGGGACCAGCCCAGCCUGGCCUGGAGGGUGAGGCUGGGUGUCUGGGGCACGAAGCUCAAGACUGUCACUGUACGGGGAGAGGACCCUGGGACCAGAAAGGGCAGGGACUAGCCCAGGAUCACACAGCUAGUCAAGGACAGAUUCAGAUCCAAAGGUUCCUCCUGACUGCCAGCCAGCAGCAUUUCAUUCUGCCUGCAUCUCACUCUGCCUUGGCAGAACCACAGACUCACAUCCUCACCUGGGCACAAACAGGCACCCUGGGCACACUUGUGCCCAGACAUGAUUCCUUAUCACCUCAGCAGCACGGCUGUGUUUACAAACCAGUUCCUUUGUUUGUCUAUAGGCUUCCCUGGUGGCUCAGACGCUAGAGAAUCUGCUUGCCAGCGCAGGAGACCUCGGUUUGAUCCCUGGGUUGGGAAGAUCCCCAGAGAG
Capra hircus (goat) is the source of this 2380-nucleotide messenger RNA. RefSeq names its product CD4 molecule (gene CD4). Gene Ontology annotation, molecular function: protein tyrosine kinase binding; MHC class II protein binding; coreceptor activity. The record is from RefSeq and is a predicted model, not a curated record. The transcript is spliced from 10 exons. Bases 292 to 1659 code for a protein of 455 amino acids. NCBI's taxonomy places the organism in Eukaryota, Metazoa, Chordata, Mammalia, Artiodactyla, Bovidae. Gene Ontology annotation, cellular component: membrane raft; external side of plasma membrane. Gene Ontology annotation, biological process: positive regulation of ERK1 and ERK2 cascade; immune response; T cell activation.